Vigna unguiculata (cowpea) is the source of this 1091-nucleotide messenger RNA. Its product is annotated as Late embryogenesis abundant (LEA) hydroxyproline-rich glycoprotein family. Lineage: Eukaryota; Viridiplantae; Streptophyta; Magnoliopsida; Fabales; Fabaceae. The record is from RefSeq and is a predicted model, not a curated record.
GUGAAGUGUAUCAGACUGAAAGUGUGCAGUUAGUUAUUCCGUCACAACUCAUCCCAAGAAACACUGUAACGUGCCUUUUAAUGGCGUCUCCGUUGAAAAGCAUGUGAAGUUUAAAUCUACGCAUUCCCCUUCAACUGUUUUUCUGCUUUCGCAUCUAUAUAUUUUUUCUUUUUCUCGUCAUUCUCGUGUUGUCCACAGCCAUUUGACAACGUAUCCUUUCAAGGAUUGCAUUUUGAGGGGUUUCAUCUUCCACGAGCAGAUUCAGUUUACACAGAUAACCUCAAUUCCAAGAAGGAAACACAAUGAAGGCAGGACCUGGUAAAGGGAGAAAAGUGUGCUUGAUAGUGACAGGUGUUGUUAUUGCACUUGUACUGCUAAUUGUGAUACUAGCUUUGACUGUUUUCAAAGCCAAGCAUCCUACUAUCAUUGUGGACUCAACGAAGCUAGAGGAUUUUCACAUGAGUUUGGAUAUAGCAAGGCUAAGGGUAGAUUUGAAUGUGACUCUGAGCACGGAUGUCUCAGUGAAGAACCCAAACAAGGUUGGAUUCAAGUAUUCAGAUAGCAUCGCCCACCUCAAUUACAGAGGACAGCUUAUAGGUGAAGUUCCUAUCCCUGCUGGAGACAUUUCGUCCGGUGAGACCAAAGGAUUCAACCUCACCCUCACCGUUAUGGCUGACCGUUUGCUCUCCAAUUCCCAACUUUUCUCUGAUGUCACAUCUGGUACAUUGCCCCUAAAUACUUUUGUGAGGAUUUCUGGCAAAGUCAACAUCUUAGGCUUUAUCAAAGUCCAUGUUGUUUCCUCCACGUCUUGUGAUGUUGCAAUUAAUCUUUCUAAUAGAACAGUUGGGAACCAAGAGUGCCAAUACAAAACAAAACUUUGAUUAACAGUUUUUAAUUUGGGAGUGAAACUAUACUCUAGAUAAGUAGACCAUGUUUAUUGCUUAAUGUUCAUAUUUCACUUUGUUUUAUUCGUAAUUGUGGUUGAUCCUACUCGCCCCUUUCCCUCUCAAGCUACUUCUGGGAAUUUAUUUGGUACUAAUUUUCCCAUUUUGGUUACUUCAUAAUAAUGCUUACUUUCAAGUUAACCUCCA